Messenger RNA from Benincasa hispida (wax gourd), 2334 nucleotides. RefSeq names its product MATE efflux family protein. The record is from RefSeq and is a predicted model, not a curated record. Gene Ontology annotation, biological process: transmembrane transport. Gene Ontology annotation, cellular component: membrane. Gene Ontology annotation, molecular function: antiporter activity; xenobiotic transmembrane transporter activity. NCBI's taxonomy places the organism in Eukaryota, Viridiplantae, Streptophyta, Magnoliopsida, Cucurbitales, Cucurbitaceae.
GCGGAAAAGACAAUCAGGCCCCUUCUGUUUGCCGCUCGACUUUUGCCCGCCAACGCCAAUGUCCACAGCGCAUGUGAAUGAAUGGCGGAGUAAUUCUUCCCUAGAAAACGCCUCACUUCCAGUUGCUUCUCUUCAUCAACUGACCAACAAUCUCCUCCUCUUCGCCUAAGGCUUCUAAUCAACUUCAUUUCCCCAAUCUUUCCAAUACCUCAAACACCAGGAUCAUCACAGUUUUCUGUAUCUAAUUCUUCUUCUCCUCGAAAUUUGGCUUCAAAGAAACAGACCCACUUCUCCUUUUUCUUCUGCGCUUUGAAUUUGAAGUGGGUUUUUCUCCACGUCGUCGGAGUUGAGGUUCUGGGAAUCGAUUUUGAACUUCUUUGAUCCUCAUUUGGGCGAUAAUGAUCUGCCUGUGUACCUUGAGAAUAUAGCACCUUGAUUAUUUUGAAAACAGUUCAGUGAAUGGCCUUCUCGAUCAUGUCUGAGGAAGAUGAUCCUUAUCCAUCUUGGGAUAAAACAAGAACACCUAUUCGUAUUUUCUUCAAGGAUGCUAGACGUGUUUUUAAGUUGGAUGAACUUGGUCGGGAAAUAGCACAGAUUGCUUUGCCUGCUGCACUGGCUUUGGCAGCUGAUCCUGUAGCUUCUCUGGUCGACACAGCAUUCAUUGGCCAGAUUGGUUCUGUGGAGCUUGCUGCUGUUGGGGUUGCUAUUGCUUUAUUUAAUCAAGUUUCAAGAAUUGCGAUUUUUCCCCUUGUAAGUGUCACCACAUCUUUUGUUGCUGAGGAAGAUACUAUUGGAAGCCUUUCAAAUGAAGCAGAGGAUAAUAACGAUAGGGAGACAGGUUUAUUUACAAAUGAUGAAAAAAGUUUGAUGAUCCCACAGAAUGGGAAAGGUGAAGAUGCACAUCAUUCAAAAAAACCAUUGGAUAAGAAAUUUGACCAUGGUAAAGUUGAGAAUGGAAGAAGAUAUAUCCCAUCAGCCUCAUCGGCUUUGGUUAUAGGUGGUGUUCUUGGCCUCAUUCAAGCCAUCUUCUUGAUUUCUGGGGCAAGACCUCUUCUAAACUUUAUGGGAGUGAAGUCUGAUUCACUGAUGAUGACUCCUGCACAGCAAUAUUUGACACUGAGGUCACUGGGUGCCCCAGCAGUUCUUCUUUCUUUGGCCAUACAAGGGGUCUUUCGUGGAUUUAAGGACACAAAAACUCCUCUUUAUGCAACCGUGGCAGGAGAUGCAACAAACAUUAUUCUAGACCCAAUAUUCAUAUUCAUUUUUCGUUUAGGCGUUAGUGGUGCAGCCAUUGCACAUGUUAUAUCACAAUAUCUAAUUGCACUGAUACUUUUUUGGAGAUUAAUGGGACAAGUUGAUCUCUUACCUCCCAGUAUCAAACAUCUGCAAUUUAGUCGGUUUCUGAAAAACGGCUUUCUAUUAUUAAUGAGAGUCAUUGCUGUGACAUUCUGUGUGACACUUGCUGCGUCAUUGGCUGCACGCCAGGGAUCGACGUCAAUGGCUGCAUUUCAGGUCUGCUUGCAGGUUUGGUUGACAACAUCUCUACUUGCCGAUGGACUAGCUGUUGCUGGACAGGCAAUACUAGCAAGUGCCUUUGCCCAAAACGACCACGAUAAGGCAACGGCUGCAGCAUCACGAGUAUUGCAGCUGGGAUUGUUUCUCGGAUUGGUGCUUGCCGUCUUCCUUGGAGUUGGAAUGACUUUUGGAGCAAAGUUAUUUACUAGCGAUGUCGAUGUCAUACACCUUAUUGGCAUAGGCAUUCCAUUUGUUGCUGCAACGCAACCAAUCAACGCCUUGGCAUUUGUUUUUGAUGGCAUCAACUUUGGAGCUUCUGAUUUUGCAUACUCAGCUUAUUCCAUGGUUCUGGUGGCAAUUAUCAGCAUUUUCUGUUUGUUCAUUCUCUCGUCAACUCAAGGAUUUAUCGGUAUCUGGGUCGCCUUAACCAUCUACAUGAGCCUACGAACAUUAGCCGGAUUCGGGAGGAUAGGCACUGGAACAGGCCCUUGGUAUUUCCUCCGAAGAUAGGUUGGAGUUGUUUGUAUACAUGGAUAAGCUGUUGGUGAUGUUUCUUUUACAAAUUAUUCUCCAAGAAAAUACCUUUCGAUAUCAUUAUAUGUACAGAAAAGAAAGGCAGCAUGUUCUUGCACUAUAUGUAUUCAACAAGAAUUCAAGAAUACAAGAAAAUAGAAGAUGUAUCGAGUGGUUUGUAGCUGUAAAUGACAGUGUUGAGAUUGAGAUAAGUGUAAUAGCAAUAAAAAUAGUUUCAAAUUUUAUGUUAAUUUUGUUAUAUGCAAUCCUUUUACUUUGAAAUUAUUAUUUCAAAGGUCUUGUAAG